AUGAGAUUACCCGAAACAGAUGAAGAUAAAAUCUUAAACUUUAAAAAUUAUAAGUACAAAGAUCCAGUUCCAUUCAUCAUAUAUGCAGAUUUCGAAUGCAUUCUUACUAGUGAAUCUGAUAAGAUUGAAAAACAUAUACCACAUAGUGCAGCAUAUUAUAUACAUUGUAAUUAUGAUAAUUCUCUUUCAAAAUUCGAGUUUAAUCGUUCAUCCGACUGUGUAAACUGGCUUGUUGGUAAAUUAGAAUCUUUGGGUCAACAAGUAAAUAAAUUUUAUAAAAAUAUUAUAAAAAUGAAGCAGCUUACUCCAGAGGAGGAGAAUUAUCAUAAAACUGCUGAAAAUUGUCAUAUAUGUGGAAAAAAUUUUAAAUCUAAAGAUGAAAUAAGGUGUAGAGAUCAUAAUCACUUGACGGGUAAUUAUAGGGGUCCCAGUCAUCAGACUUGUAACCUAAACUACAAACAGUCAUUUACGAUCCCUGUAGUGUUUCAUAACUUGUCUGGGUAUGAUGCUCAUUUUAUUAUAAGCUCAUUAGCGACUGGGUUUAAAGGGGAUUUAAAUAUUUUACCUGUGAACAAAGAGAGGUAUAUAUCAUUCACUAAAGCUAUUGCAGGCACAUCGGUUUCACUCCGCUUCAUUGACUCAUUUCGUUUCAUGGCAUCGAGCAUAGAAAAAUUAGCCGGCAACCUUACCGACAAUGAUAAAAAAAUAACUAAAAAGUAUUAUCCUAAUUUUGAAGAGUUCAAAUUAGUUACUCGUAAAGGAGUAUUUCCCUAUGAGUUCAUUGACUCAAUAGAUAAACUUAACUAUAAUCAUUUACCAGAAAAAAAGUUAUUCUACUCUAAACUUAAUGAUGAUGAUAUAUCCAAUGAGGAUUAUCAACACGCAAAAAAUGUAUGGAGUAAGUUUAAUAUAAAAACUCUGGGCGAAUAUUCAGAUUUAUAUUUAAAGACUGAUGUAUUAUUACUCGCGGAUAUUUUUGAAAAUUUCCGUUUUAAUUGUUAUAAAACUUAUGAAUUAGAUCCUGCACACUACUGUACAGUUCCAGGAUUAGCUUUUGACGCUAUGCUUAAGCAUACAAAUGUUAAACUAGAUUUAUUGGAUGACCCUGAAAUCAUACUCUUUUUUGAAAAGGGGAUUCGAGGUGGUGUUUCACAAUGUACAAAUACAUAUGCUAAAGCUAAUAAUAAGUUCAUGGGUGAAAAUUUUAAUAAAAAUGAAGCAGAAUCUUACAUCAUGUAUUAUGAUGUUAAUAAUCUUUAUGGAGCUGCAAUGUGCUCAUCUUUACCUUAUGGAUCAUUUGAGUGGGUUGAAGAUCAUGAAUUUGCUGAUGUUAAUACUGUAAAUAAAUUUAUCAAUAGUAAUGAUAAUGAGGUAGGAUAUAUUUUAGAAGUUGACUUAGAUUACCCACUCGAACUUCAUGAUCCUCAUAAAGACUUACCUUUGUGUCCUGAACAUUUCAUCCCACCAAGAAGCAAGCAAUCUAAAUUAGCUACAACACUUUACUCAAAGAAAAAAUAUGUGAUUCAUUAUGAGAAUUUGAGACAAAGUCUUGAGCUAGGUUUGAAGCUUGUAAAAAUCCAUCGAGUUCUACGAUUUAAACAAUCAGCAUGGCUCAAACCAUACAUUGAAAAAAAUACUGACUGUCGUAAAUUAGCUAAGAAUGAUUUCGAAAAGGAUUUUUACAAGCUUAUGAAUAAUGCUGUUUUUGGUAAGACAAUGGAAAAUGUUAGGAAACAUAAAGAUGUUAAGAUGAUAAAUACUGAUAGUUUAAUAUAUCAAUUCAAUGUACCUAAUAUAUAUGAACAUAUCAAGCAGGACAUAGAUCGAUUCGAUACAUCAGACUAUCCUCGGGAUAAUAUUUACAAUAUCCCAUUAAAAAAUAAAAAAGUAUUAGGUCUCAUGAAAGAUGAGAAUAAUGGUAAAAUUAUGACUGAGUUUGUUGGCUUAAGAGCGAAGCUCUAUGCUUAUAAAGUUCCUAAUGCUUCUAAACCCGCAGAUAGAAUUAAGAAGAGAGCAAAAGGUGUUAAAGGUUCAGUUGUACGGAAAAUUGAGUUUGAUGAUUAUAAAGAGUGUCUAAUGAAUCAUAUUAACAUUAGACGAUAUCAAUAUAUUAUUAAAAGUAGCAAACAUGAAGUGCGUACAAUUAAGUAA
Messenger RNA from Cotesia glomerata, 2151 nucleotides. RefSeq names its product probable DNA polymerase. The transcript has 2 exons. Lineage: Eukaryota; Metazoa; Arthropoda; Insecta; Hymenoptera; Braconidae. Bases 1 to 2151 code for a protein of 716 amino acids. The record is from RefSeq and is a predicted model, not a curated record.